UCUAAAGUAAAGGGGUAUCACCUCACGUCAAUAUCUAUAAAAGGUUGUUCUAGUGGGCCGUCUCUGUGCCUUUACUGAAAAAAGUUUAAUGUUAGGGCUUUUGAAAAAUAGUUAUUGGCUCAAGGAACGAAAUCAUAGUUGCAAAAUCGUCAAUUAUUAUGCCCGCUAUUUUUUAAAAACAAAUCCUCUGUUCUACUCUCGCCUUACAAAUUCUUCAGAUUCGAAGGAGAGCUCUUCGAAUGGUUCUUCUACAUCGAACAAAGAAAAAGAAAACGAGGAUACUGACUCUAAUAGUACAUAUCAAUCAUACACGCCUGUGAAUAAAAUUCAAAUUUUACCUAAUUUAAAACGAACCAAACGCAGAAAUGAGGAUUUUAAAGGGAUUCCCUUUUUUAAAAUUGAUGCAAAAAGAAACGUUGUCCCUUAUCUUAUUCUUCUGACGGGUGUGCUGUUUGUUCUAUUGCCAAGCCAUAAACCCGCUGAAAUCGAUUAUCAGUCAUUGAGGCGGACUCUUUUAAAAAACGAUGAAAUUUAUAAACUUGUUGUUGUUAAUAAAAGAGUAGUUCUUGUAUACACCAAGGACAAUACUGAAAGGGACUCCUUACAGAUGGCUGAUUCGUCUAUAAACCCUCCCGCGAACCAACCAAAGUAUCAGUUUACUAUUGGUAGUCUUGAUUCUUUUGAGCGGAAGUUAGAAUCUGAUCAGCGCGAAUAUGGAUAUAGCCUGGAAGAAUACGUCCAAGUUUCGUACGUGAGAGAAACAACGCUCACUGAACUAGUAAAACACUUGCCCACGUUGGUCUUUUUGGGAUUACUCAUGUAUACGUGCAAAAAAAUCCUUUCCGGGCCACGUGGCCCUGCAACUCCGCCUGCUUUUGGGGGUCCAGGGGGAAGGAGCAUUUUUAGUAUUGGAAAAACAACGGCAAGAUUAAUAACACCGGAAACAAAAAUCAACGUGAAGUUCAAAGACGUUGCUGGUUGUGAUGAAGCAAAACUGGAGAUUAUGGAAUUUGUUAAUUUUUUGAAGCGUCCAGAAAUAUAUAGAAAACUCGGAGCGAAGAUCCCCAAAGGGGCCAUUCUUAGUGGACCUCCUGGAACAGGAAAAACUCUGCUGGCUAAAGCCACUGCUGGCGAAGCGAAUGUUCCUUUUCUUUCCAUUUCCGGCUCUGAAUUUCUUGAGAUGUUUGUUGGAGUUGGCCCCUCCCGUGUGAGAGAUCUUUUUAAAACUGCCCGGGAACACGCGCCAUGUAUUAUUUUUAUUGAUGAAAUUGACGCUAUAGGCCGCUCAAGAGGGCGCGGAGGACCUUUUGGAGGUGGCCAGGAUGAGCGGGAAAACACGCUAAACCAACUUCUUGUGGAAAUGGACGGUUUCUCGUCGACGGAAAAUGUAGUCGUGCUCGCCGGUACCAACCGACCUGAUAUUCUGGACUCAGCACUGAUGCGUCCUGGUCGUUUUGACAGACAAAUUACUAUUGAUAGGCCGGAUAUUCGAGGGCGCAAGUCUAUUUUUAAAGUACAUCUCAAGCCAAUAAAAACAAAUAUUAAUAUUAAGGAGCUCUCUGAAAAGUUGGCUACGUUAACACCGGGUUUUACAGGUGCCGAUAUUGCGAAUAUCUGUAAUGAGGCCGCACUAAUUGCCGCUCGAUAUUUUAGUUUGCAAGUUGAAUUGGUACAUUUUGAGCGAGCAAUUGAGCGGGUCAUUGCAGGCCUCGAAAAGAAGAGUAAAGUGCUAAGCCCAGAAGAAAAAAAAAUAGUAGCUUAUCACGAGGCAGGUCACGCAAUAUGUGGUUGGUAUUUUGAGCAUGCGGAUCCGCUGCUUAAAGUUUCCAUCAUCCCACGCGGCUCGGCUGCUCUGGGUUAUGCCCAGUACGUUCCUAAAGAGCAAUAUUUAUACAGCACCGAGCAGUUGAUGGACCGUGUAUGCAUGACCUAUGGAGGGCGUGCAGCGGAAGAGUUGUUCUUUGGACGAAUUACAACGGGGGCUCAGGAUGACCUCGACAAAAUCACUAAAAUUGCGUAUGCGUGGGUUACUCAGUACGGUUUUAGUAAAACUAUUGGGCGUCUUGCUUAUGUUCCGCCCAAAGAUGGCCAGCCAGAGUUUAAAAAGGCGUAUAGCGAAUCAACUGCCGAGUUAAUUGACAAGGAGGUCCGCCUUCUUGUAGACAAGGCGUACGAAAGAACCAAAAAGCUGCUGGUCGAAAAGGAACAGGAGUGCGAAAAAGUUGCCCGCCUGCUUAUGAAGCAGGAAGUUAUUUCUAGAGACGACGUUAAGGAGUUGCUGGGCCCGCGGCCCUUCAAAGAAAAACACUCGUACAAAGAAAUAGUGGAAGGCUCUUUGCAGGAUUCGGAAGAACCUAAAGCAACACCUGGAGACGGCGAAACUGAAGAAGACAAUAAAAAUAAGGUAGAUGAAAACGAGAGUUCUGAGCUCGGAGAAUUUAUACUCGCUUUCUAACUGUUUAUGAAUUUUACUGCUCUUUAAGUAUUUAAAAAACUCAACGCAUGAUGGAUUUGUAAGGAC
Molecule: messenger RNA, 2521 nt
Organism: Zophobas morio
Lineage: Eukaryota; Metazoa; Arthropoda; Insecta; Coleoptera; Tenebrionidae
Product: AFG3-like protein 2
Exons: 25
Coding region: 89-2455 (788 amino acids)
Biological process (GO): mitochondrial protein processing
Cellular component (GO): membrane; m-AAA complex
Molecular function (GO): ATP-dependent peptidase activity; metalloendopeptidase activity; ATP binding
Source: RefSeq, a predicted model, not a curated record